This is a messenger RNA of Amyelois transitella, 1012 nucleotides long. RefSeq lists its product as uncharacterized. The coding region runs from base 163 to 600 and encodes 145 amino acids. The transcript is spliced from 5 exons. The record is from RefSeq and is a predicted model, not a curated record. NCBI's taxonomy places the organism in Eukaryota, Metazoa, Arthropoda, Insecta, Lepidoptera, Pyralidae.
CUUAUAAGGCGGGCGGGCGGCGUCGCUCGCAUAAACAAGUGGCCGCCGCCGAGCGCUCCGCACUUGCCACCUCGCUGCACCGGACGCGGAACUAUCCUAAUUGCAGUGUGACGCACUCUCUGGAUUUGUUACUCUUGUGUGCCGUGUGAUGAGCAGCCGAAGAUGAUGUGUGGCUCGGUUCCGCUGCUGCUGGUGGCGCUGACCACGGCCCUCGCCGCGCCCUCGCCCGCCUUCCACGAUUCGGAUAACUCGGAACAGAUAAUAGUCCCGCAGAAGCGAGCCGCCCUGGUGCUGGACCGGCUGCUGAUCGCGCUGCAGAAGGCUCUGCACGAGGACAGCCAGCAGAAGGCCGCGCCCAGCAGAGAGUGGCCCCGCACCGAGCCGCUGAGGAUCAACAUGGAUAACGAUGGGGACAUGAGGGAUCAUUACGAGGAGGUCCGGCCGCUGAGUUUUGAUCUGUACGAGCCCGUCAUCGCGCCCACCCCGCCGGCGCCCAGGCAUAGCGACAGUGUAGACACGAGCGGCCUGCAGCGGCGCGGACAAGGCGGCGGGCGCGGCCGCGUCCUGCGUUGCUAUUUUAACGCGGUCACCUGCUUCUGAAACUUUAGAAGAUUAUUUUCGCCGGCUCCUUGUUUUCUGAUUUGAUUGUUUACUUAAUUUGAAAUGAGUUUAAUUUUUUAAGUCUAAACCUGUUUUCUCGAAAGUCUAGUUCAAUAUUUUAGCCGCAGUUGCGCUAUUUUUAAGACUUUUUCCAGUAUUUAUUAUAGGCAUAUUUCUUAACUUGUUUUAUGGAAACAGUUUUGUUUUAAAAGUUGAAGAUGAUACAAAAGUAACUUUGCAAUGUUUUUAAAUGAGUUCCAUGAUGAUGCAUUGAAACAAUAUUUAGGUGUAUCCAGUAAACUUAUUCUCUAACUUCAACUAUUAAUAAGUGUGAUCAAACUUGACCAUAAUUCCUUUACGUUACUACUAUAGGUUGUUUCGAUAUUUGUAAAUUCAUGGCCAUUUCGGCCAA